This is a messenger RNA of Ostrea edulis (European flat oyster), 1383 nucleotides long. Its product is annotated as myophilin-like. Gene Ontology annotation, molecular function: protein binding. The record is from RefSeq and is a predicted model, not a curated record. Lineage: Eukaryota; Metazoa; Mollusca; Bivalvia; Ostreida; Ostreidae. The transcript is spliced from 4 exons. The coding region runs from base 451 to 1014 and encodes 187 amino acids.
GUUUUCAACAAUACACUACCUAUGGGAUAGACUGCAUUAUUCUGUAUAAUGACAACAUAAUUCUUAAGUCACAUUAUUCGUCAAUGAGUGGCUACGGGGCGUUUAGUGUACUAUGUUUGAUCUUCACGUCUUGAAAUUUCACCUCCUACUUUAGCGAGUCCAUAUAUGGACAAAAAUAUUAAAAUAUGCACUUCCCAUCAAAGAGCUCUUUUGUUUGACGUAUUUAAAUGAAAAACGUCAAAUGGUCUCGAAUUUAAUGUAUUCCAUGGAAUGUGCCACGCCUUUUAAUUAAAAAGAACCAAUCAGAAAACGACUUUUAGUAUCACGUGUAACUGUGAAUCAUCUGAAGUGGCCUCGAAAUAUUGUUUACUUUCUACCUUCGGGAGCCGGCGACUUGCACUCAUUUGGAUAUUUAACCAGAACUGGUCCAAAAAAUAUUUCAUCUCAAAAAUGGCAUACAGAGCGACAAAAUCCGGUUUAGCAGCCGAAGCCCAGGGCAAGAUUAGAGGUAAAUAUGACCAGGGCGAAGCAGAGCGAGCUCUAACGUUCAUCAGUCAGAAAAUCGGAGAAAGUUUUAGUACUUCCGGCGAUAUGGACAAUUUCCAAAAUCAACUCAAAAAUGGCGUCAAGCUCUGCAAAUUAGUCAAUUCCAUAAAAGCUGGGAGUGUCCCGGAGAAAAAAUACGCCACGCCCCCCACCAUGUCAUUUAAACAGAUGGAACUGAUAGGUUUGGCCAUCGACAAAAUGAAGCAGCAAGGAGUCCCGGAUCACGAAAUGUUCGCUACAGUCGAUCUAUACGAGGGUCAAAAUCUCCACCAGUGUGUUUUAGGAAUUAGUGCCCUCGCCAGAAAGGUUGGUGCAUACGGACCUAAGGAAGCGGAGGCUAAUAAGCGGGAUUUCACAGACGAACAGCUCAAAGCUGGACAGAACAUCAUCGGUCUACAGAUGGGAACAAAUAAAGGUGCUAACCAAUCCGGAAUGAACAUCGGAAACACUCGACAUAUAGUUGACUAGUAGAAUAUCCUGUUCACUUAGUGUACACGAGUCAGCAUUUACAUUUAGAAUUUUCUCCAGCAACUUAUUUGGUCUAUUACCUUAGCAGCUGUGCAACAACGCGCUGCAGUGGUUAACGCUUUACCAUGUAUCAAUACACAUGAUUGCUUAUGAAGAAAAAUAUAAUUAUGUUAAAGUAUGCAAACUUAUUUCAAACCAAAUUGAGUAUUUUGUAGCAAAGCAUGCUAUUUUACAAGCAAUAAGACGUAGGGGCUGGCAAUAUGGAACGAAGUGGGACCAAUGAUGGCAUCUGUCAUGCGCAUCAUUUACAAUUGUUAUUUAGCUAAUUUACAUUAUUGUUUAUAUAAUAAACCUUUUUUUAUACAUUGA